CUGAACACCGGCGAAUAUCGGUGUCCAUUUUUCCAAGAAGAAAGUGAGGUGAAGUCAGUGAACGGCACAAACGUGGUCAUGCUCUUCAUCGGUGCAGAAAGCUGCAGUCCGAUUUACACAGACUGGGCCAACCACUACCUGGCCAAGUCCGGCUGUCCACGUCUUAUCAAAGACCUGAGCCAGGACGUCACCGAUGGAGUCUUGCUGGCACAGAUCAUCCAGAUCAUAGCAAAUGAAAAGGUGGAGGCUAUCAAUGGCAGCCCCAGGAGCCAGUCACAAAUGGAAAGUCAAGUUUAUUUCUAUCUAUCUAUCUAUCUAUCUAUCUAUCUAUCUAUCUAUCUAUCUAUCUAUCUAUCUAUCUAUCUAUCUAUCUAUCUAUCUAUCUAUCUAUCUAUCUAA
Molecule: messenger RNA, 399 nt
Organism: Menidia menidia (Atlantic silverside)
Lineage: Eukaryota; Metazoa; Chordata; Actinopteri; Atheriniformes; Atherinopsidae
Source: the annotation of a GenBank genome assembly